AUGGAAAAUCCUUUGCUAGAUUCAGAUAUAAUCUAUAAAAAUAAUACAGAAUAUGCUUUCUUAGCUUAAGUUUCAUACAGUAAAGAUCUUCUCUAGAUCUUAAUUGAUGAGAUGCAGUUUCUGCUUAAAUUUACUUCUGAUAAUAAAACAUACUUGAAAUGUUCGAAUUGUGAACUUCUAUAUGUUUUAUAAAGUCAAGAAAAUCUAUCAAUCUAGAUAUUUCACCAAAAGAAAGCAAAAUGCUAAAUAGGCAAUAACUAGGACUAAUGCUUAUAAUGUUAAUAAUUCAAAAACGGCGGAUGUUUUAAAAAAUGCUUCAAAUGUCAUUCAAAUUAAAUCAUUGGUUUAGAGAAUGAAAAGUAAAGGAUAUUUUGCCAAAUCUGUUUUUCUGAAAUAUGCAAAAUUUGUAAUUCAAACUCAGAAAUUUUUUAAUAGUUUUCAGAUAAAUGUACAUAGAAUAAUGCAACCAAUUGUUAAAGAUAUAUUUAUGUUAUAACAAUGAUGAUACUAUCAUUCAUCUUUUUACCAAUAUUCAUAGUACUAAAUUUUAAGAAAUAGAAAUUCUAAAGAUAAUUUAUGGAAUUUCAUUAAUAUAUAUUCGCUAAAUAUUAACCAGUUAUCAUUCUCUUCUUUUACUAGGUAUUCCUAAUAGUCUACCUUGUAAAAGUGGUUUCUGAUACUAAUAAACUUUGUGAUUGA
Paramecium tetraurelia is the source of this 699-nucleotide messenger RNA. RefSeq lists its product as uncharacterized. Lineage: Eukaryota; Ciliophora; Oligohymenophorea; Peniculida; Parameciidae. The record is from RefSeq and is a predicted model, not a curated record. The transcript has a single exon.